AUGCCGGUGCGGGGGCUGAGGUCGCCGGUCCUGCAGGUGCAGGAGAUCGUCUUCAGGAACUUCUACACGGCCUUCCUGAGCGUGCGGGUGCAGCGGCCGGCCACCCCCCGCCGCUGGGUAACCUGCCUGCGGGACUACCGCCUGAUGCCCUGCCCGCACACGGAGGAGGGCUCCCAGGACUACUUCUCCCUCCACCGCCACCAGAUGCUGUGUGAUGUGGACCAGGUGACAGCAGUGCGGUUCAUCCUGCGGCAGCCCUCCCCGAUCUGGCUCCACUUCACCAUCGAGGAGCUGCAGAUUUUUCCCCCUGGACAGAAGAGCCCCCAGAAGGAUUUCCCCUCCUGGCUCUCCCAGCUUACCCCUCCAGAGCAGCCAGCCAGCCUGCACAGGGAGCUCCCCGACCCGGAGAAGGUGUCAACAGAGGUCCAGCAAAUGUGGGUGCUGACAGAGGUGAUCCGGGCUCACCAGGCAGCUGCCCGCAUCGGGCGCUUCGACGUGGACGGCUGCUACGAUAUCAACCUGCUUUCCUACACGUGA
Molecule: messenger RNA, 537 nt
Organism: Leptosomus discolor (cuckoo roller)
Lineage: Eukaryota; Metazoa; Chordata; Aves; Leptosomiformes; Leptosomidae
Source: RefSeq, a predicted model, not a curated record